AUGGAAACGUGUGCGAUUUGCCUGGAGGACUAUGAGUGGGGGGAUAGGCUGCGCCUGCUGCCCUGUUCGCAUGAGUUCCACGUUGACUGCGUUGACCAGUGGUUGUCCACUCGUCGCCUGUUCUGCCCGGUCUGCAAGCGAGACGCACACCCCCCCACCCACCUCUCCCCUUCCUCCCCUCCUCUCGCCUCCACCUCCUCCUCCUCCACCACCGCUUCCGCUGCUUUAGCUUCCUCUUCCUCUGUCGCUGCUUCGACUGCUCUCUUCGUCUCCUCUCUGCUCUACCCUCUCAUCCGCUCCUUCUCUCCCCUCCCAUCCCUGCCCACCGCAUCCAACUCCACUAAUACCGCACCCAACCCCUCAAAUUCCGCAUCUGGAAGCAGCAGGAGAACCAGACCUUCCCGAUCCUCCUCCUCCUCUUCUUCCACCUCCUCAUCCUCCUCCUCCCUCUCCUCUCCAUCUCCCCACUCUCCCACAAACCCCAUCACCGCACUCCACCCUCCCGGACUCUCUCUCUCCUCCUUCCCCCCCUCAGCCACCCCACCCACCUCCAUCCCCACUCUCCCCUCCUCCCACUUCCCCACUCCCCGGUUCAUCGCAGCUUCAACCGCCUCCUCCUCCUCCCUUUCCCCUCCUGACCCGUCCCGCGAACCCUUUUUGCUGCAUCACCCUUCGAGGGACUCAGAUGAUGAAGAGACGGGGGAGAUUAGACCGGUUCCCAUGCCAGGGUUUACCCCGCCGUCGCCUCUACCCUCUCAUUUGCAGGUCACAGAUUGA
Molecule: messenger RNA, 777 nt
Organism: Closterium sp. Naga37s-1
Lineage: Eukaryota; Viridiplantae; Streptophyta; Zygnematophyceae; Desmidiales; Closteriaceae
Source: the annotation of a GenBank genome assembly